AUGUCCAGCGCCGAGAAAUCAAAUGACAAGCUUGAGGCGCAGAUCAAGUCUGCGGACAUGACGGAUGAUAUGCAACAGGAGGCUAUUGACGUGGCUCAAGAAGCCAUGAACAAGUACACCGUGGAGAAGGACAUCGCUAUGCACAUCAAGAAGAACUUUGAUGAGCGCAAGGGACCUACCUGGCACUGCAUCGUAGGCCGCAACUUUGGCUCGUUCGUUACCCACGAAACCAAGCACUUCAUCUACUUCUACCUCGGCCACUGCGCUAUCCUCUUGUUCAAGACUCAAUAG
Molecule: messenger RNA, 291 nt
Organism: Drepanopeziza brunnea f. sp. 'multigermtubi' MB_m1
Lineage: Eukaryota; Fungi; Ascomycota; Leotiomycetes; Helotiales; Drepanopezizaceae
Biological process (GO): microtubule-based process
Cellular component (GO): cytoplasmic dynein complex
Molecular function (GO): dynein intermediate chain binding
Source: RefSeq, a predicted model, not a curated record